Messenger RNA from Darwinula stevensoni, 4662 nucleotides. Lineage: Eukaryota; Metazoa; Arthropoda; Ostracoda; Podocopida; Darwinulidae. The record is from the annotation of a GenBank genome assembly.
AUGGUGAUCGAAGCGCCCACUUUCCCUGGGGCACAUGGAGACGUUCAGCGUAUUCUUUCUUCGUCUCGCCUCUCUGCUCUUCAGCGCAACGGUCCGACCGGAAUCAUCAAGAUUCUCUUGACUCCGGAGGACUUCGGGAACUUCACAAAUAGAUCAUUGAUGUUGAGAAUCGGCUAUGGGUACAAAGAGGAUUUUCCCUUGGGAGUCGAAGAAACAGUCUUGGCUUCAUUUGAGAGCCCCGUCGACGGGAAUACAACGGUGGCCGUGGAGGGCGAUGAAGCCUGGGUCCAUUUGUUGACGCGGAAGAUGAUCGAUCCCUUCAGAGUUUUUUAUACCACCAAAGACGAAAGACCACCCACGAACGUCACUACCUCCACCACCGAGGCAGAGCCAAGCAAAACCACAACCGGCGUCCCAGGUGAAUUCCCUAUCCUUCCGUUGCAGAAAGGAGAUCCACUGCAGCUGCUGCACAACCUAACAGAAUCCAUCGAGGACGAAGGAGGACUUACGGGGGACGAGAUCGACGAAUUGGUCGACUUCCUAGGUCCCCUCUUCGACGAGUUCCUCGACAGCCUCGACGAAUACCCCUCGCCGCUCGAAAGGAGCAACAAGUACCUGGCGAAUUACAGUCGGACCGUGGAGCAAGUGCUUCUCUCCUUCGACGGAUGGCUCAAUUUGACACAGAUGUCUCGAACUGAGAACUUCGCCAGGUUGACGUCGAAUUUUGCCGACAACGGACUGCAGCUGUUGGAGAAGCUUCUUUUGAACAUGACGGAACUGGAAUUCCUCCGAUCAACGACAGUCUUCACGGUCGAAGUUCGAAGCGGGACGAAAGGGAGCCUGACCGGCCCUGUCGUCUUUCCCUCGGCAGGGGGCGACACGUAUUUGACGUUGCCGGCAAGUUUUCAGGACGAUGUCGGCGGCGACUACUACUCCUUUGUCGGCGGAUUGUACAACGUCCGGGAUCUGAAUGUUCUGCUUCCGGGACAUCAGAAUUUAUUUGGAGAUAACAAAGUCGUAAAUACUAAGUUGCUCAGCUUCUCCAUGAAGAUCAGCGGGGCUGUCAACCUAACCGAUCCGGCAACCCUGACCUUCCGGAACGUCCGGUCCCCGCGAAGUCCGCCGUACGCGGAAAUCUGGCGACACCUUCACGACGGAGAGGAGCCGACCUUCAUUCCCUCAUCUCAUCGAUGCGUUUUUUGGAACGUCAACGGAUCUGGCAGCGGCUUCUGGGACACAGAGGGCCUCCGUGAGGUUUCCUCAGAUCGAGACGACACCGUUUGCCAAUCGCACCACUUUACCAACUUUGCGGUCCUAAUGAGUAUUCACGGCUACGUAGUGGGAUGCGCUGUGGCAGCGAUCUUCCUUCACUUUACCUUCCUGUGCGUCUUCACCUGGAUGGCUCUGGAAGGGUGGCGCCUGCAUAGCAUGCUGCAAAUGGUGCAGAGACGAAGCUUCUCUCUUCGAUUCUAUCUCAUGGUGGGGUACUCUGUGCCGGUGGGGAUUGUGGCCAUUACGACUGGUGUGUCCUUUGGGACUGGGAGUCGCGGUUACGGCGAGGGAGAAUUCUGCUGGCUGUCCUCGCCUGGGUACAUCUGGGCGUUUGCGGCUCCAGUCCUCUUGGUCGUGGGUGCCAAUUCCAUUCUCCUUUUUCGGGUGUUGAGCAAGGUGAAGAAAGUCGGGAGAGUUCCAAGUGGGAUGCAGAAGCAUCAGGCAGAGAGCAAGCAUGUGAGCAGUGCGGUGCGGGUGUUCUCCCUCGCGAGUCUCCUCGGAUGUGGAUGGUUGCUGGGGGUCCUGCAGAUGGAGGUCUCCCCGGUCUUUGCCUACUUCUUCGUCGUUGUUGGGUGCUCCCAAGGCAUCGGGAUCUUCGUCUUCUAUUGCUGCAUGGUCCCAGACAUGAGAGAGAAGCUGGUUCGCUACCUUAGGUUCUACAGACACACGUACUACAUUUUCCGUCGCAAGCCGACCAAGAAGACCAGCGACGCUCCACUUUGGAAGCAUUACCGACUUCAUGAGCUGGUCUGGUCGACCGACUCGCGGCGACUCAGCGACGAUCGUUGGGAAGGCAUGGCGACCAGGGUCUUCCGUAUUGCAGCACGAGGUGCACCGACUGGUCUUCUGACGGUCUGGGAGAGCUACCAUUGUCCUGCGAUGAUUGCAAACAAGAUCUUACAGGAACUGAGGGAAUCCUGGUUCCAUGCGUCGACGACACCGGACAAGUUCCUCGAUAUCAGAAACGAUGACGUUGACACGAUCGAGAUCGUACUGACACCUGAGGAUUUCGGGGAAUUCGAAGAGAGAAGCCUGUUGUUGAAGAUAGGUUAUGGAUACAAAGACGAUUUCCCACCGGGAAAUGAGGAAAGCGAACUGGCUUCCUUUGAUGGCCCUGUGACAGAGAAUAUAAGUGUGAAAGUGAGUUGCGAUGACGCUUGGGUUAGCAUGCUGAACCGCAACUCUCCGAUGCAUCCUAUCAGAAUCUCCUACAUCAUGAAGAAAGAAGGGACACCAUAUAACACGACGAUGUCAACAACAAAUGACAUCACGACGGUCUCUACUGAAAUCUCAAUUUCCCACGAAACGGAGGAUUCAGAUCCUCCGGGCAAAGGAACCGAAUUGACCACUACGAGUCCCAAAAAGAUGCUUUGCGAAUCGAUGGGAAAUUGCAUACAGAACGUGACAGGAUACCAGGGAUUCCUGGAACCCUGUGUAAAUGCCGAAGGAGAAGUUCCUGCGUAUCAGCAAUGCCUGUGGAACAUCCUCAGAUACGAUGCUAUGGACUUAAUCGAGAUCGUACUCACAACUGAAGAUUUCGGGGAUUUCGAAGAGAGAAGCCUGUUGUUGAUGGUGGGCUAUGGAUACAAAGACGAUUUCCCAGGGGCAACAGAUGAAACUGUACUGGAUUCAUUUGAAAGCCCUAUGACGGAGGAUGUGACUGUGAAAAUACCUUGCAAUGACGCCUGGGUUAGCAUGCUGAUCCGCAACGGGCCGAUCAACCCUUUUAGGAUCUCCUAUUUCACAUUUCAUGAUGAAAUUCAAUGCAACGCGUCAACAACAACCGACAUCACGACGGACACUACUGAAACCACAAGUUCCUACGCAUCGGACGACACAUAUCCCUUCGUCACAGGAAUCGAAUUGUCCACUCCUGAUCCCACGCUCUGCGAUUCGAUGGGAGAAUGCAAACAGAACCUGACAGGGCACGCGGGAUUUCUAGAACCCUGCGUAAAUAUCGACGGAGAAGUUCCUGCAUUUCAGCAAUGCCUGUGGAACAUCCUCAGAUACGAUGCUAUGGACUUGAUCGAGAUCGUACUCACAACUGAAGAUUUCGGGGAUUUCGAAGAUGGAAGCCUGUUGUUGAGGGUGGGCUAUGGAUACAAAGACAAUUUCCCAGAGGUAACAGAGGAAUCCAUACUGGAUUCAUUUGACAGCCCUAUGACGGAGGAUGUGACUGUGAAAAUACCUUGCAAUGACGCCUGGGUUAGCAUGCAGAUCCUCAAGGAGCCGAUGAACCCUUUCAGGAUCUCCUAUUUCAUAUUUCAUGAUGAGGAAGAAUGCGACACGAUGUCAACAACCGACAUCACAACUGACACUACUGAAAUCUCAAGUUCCUCCGAUACCGAUUCCUCGGUCACAGGGACCACUACUGAUCCCACGACGACGCUCUGCGAUCCGAUGGUAAUAUGCAAACAGGAUCUGACUGAGAGCACGGGAUUUCUUGAACCCUGCGUAAAUACCGAGGGAUUAGUUCCUGCAUUUCAGCGAUGCCUGUGGAACAUCGUCGGGAACGAUGGGAUCGACACGAUCGAGAUCUUACUGACGCCUGAGGAUUUUGGGGAAAUUGAAGAUGGAAGCCUGCUGUUGAGAAUUGGCUAUGGAUACAAAGACGAUUUCCCAUUAGGACCUGAAGACACAGAAUUGGCUUCAUUUAACGGCCCUGUGACACAGAAUGUGACUGUGAAAGUGACAUCCAAAAUUGCCUGGGUUAGCAUGCUGGUCGCCAUGGAUCCGAUCGACCUUUUCAGGAUCUCCUAUAUCAUGAAGAAGGAAGGGACGCCGAAUGUAACGAUGGAACCAGAAGGACUUCUGGACUUUUUCUGGGACCAGGUGAGUCUCUACAUGGCCUCAAUGGAAUAUCUUCGGUGGCACCUGCAUAGCAAGCUGCAAAUGGUGCAGAGACGGAGCUUCUCGCUUCGAUUCUAUCUCAUGGUCGGGUACACCGUGCCGGUGGGGGUUGUGGCUAUCACGGUUGGUGUGUCCUUUGGGACUGGGAUUCGCUAUUACGGAGAGGGAGAAUUUUGCUGGCUGUCCUCGCCUGCUUACAUCUGGGGGUUUGCGGCUCCAGUCCUGUUGGUCGUCGGUGCCAAUUCCAUUCUCCUUAUUUGGGUGUUCAGUAAGGUGAGGAAAGUCGGGAGGGUUCCUAAUGGGAUGCAGAAACAUCAGGCAGAGAGUAAUUCUGUAAGCAGCGCUGUGCGGGUGUUCUCCCUCGUGUGUCUCCUCGGUUGCGGAUGGUUGCUGGGGGUCCUGCAGAUGGAGGUCUCGCCGGUUUUCGCCUACUCCUUCGUCGUUGUUGGCUGCUCGCAAGGCAUCGGUAUCUUCAUCUUCUACUGCUUCAUGGUCCCAGACAGAAGAGAAAAGCUGGUUCGCUGCCUCAAGAUCUACUGA